GGGGCGUGUCUCUCGGCGUGGAAUUUUCCAUUCGUUCGUGUGCUCGGAUAUAUUGCGGACUGAUCCGAGAGCGGAGCGCCUUGUUGCCGGUGGACGUAUAGCUAUCCUGACCGUGUGUGCCAAGCAUCAUCCACCUCUAUAUAGCGCUAGCUGGGGAGAGGACGGGAGGGGUGUGCGGGACGUCGGGACGGGCGCUGAUCUCUGUGCUUCGCGGCUGUGUCAGCCCCAGGUUCCCGCUUAUGGCCAAUUACAUCCACCUCCCACCCGGUUCACCGGAUGUGCCGCGCCUGGACCUCACCGUGCUGGAGAGCGCCUACCAGGAGGGGGCUCUGCGGCUGCUGAAGGAGCUGCGGCCGGAGUGGAAGGCGGAGGACGUUACCACCCAGGUCUUUACAGAUGGAAUUACCAAUAAGCUGGUUGGCUGCUAUGUUAGAGACGCUAUGGAGGACGUUGUCCUGGUGCGAAUUUAUGGAAAUAAGACCGAGCUGCUUGUGGACCGCGAUCAGGAAUUAAAGAGUUUUCGGGUUCUACAAUCCCACGGCUGUGCCCCCAAACUGUACUGCACGUUCAAUAACGGCCUGUGCUAUCAGUUCAUGCAGGGAGCGGCGCUUGAUCCAGAGCAUGUCUGCAAUCCUAAAAUAUACCGGCUCAUAGCGCAACAGCUUGCCAAGGUGCACGCCAUUCAUGCACACAAUGGCUGGAUCCCAAAAUCCAACCUAUGGCUUAAAGUGAGAGCGUACUUCUCCCUUGUUCCCACGGAGUUCCCGAACCAGCUUGUCCAUGACAGGUUUGUACGUGAAAUCCCGAGCCGUCCGCUCCUAGAGCAGGAGUUGCUGUGGAUGGAGACGACGCUGCCCAGACUGGGAUCGCCGGUCGUCCUGUGUCACAAUGACCUGCUCUGUAAAAACAUCAUCUACAAUGCUAAGACAGAUGAGGCCCAGUUCAUUGACUACGAAUAUUCCGGGUACAACUACCAGGCGUAUGACAUUGGGAAUCACUUCAAUGAGUUUGCAGGGGUAAACGAAGUGGAUUACAGUCUGUAUCCAGGGAGGGCGCUGCAGGUUCAGUGGUUACGAGCUUAUCUGGAGGCCUACCAGGACUUCAAAGGCAUCAAAACCGAAGUGUCUGAAAUAGAGGUGGAGCGUCUCUACGUGCAGGUUAAUCAGUUUGCUCUGGCUUCUCACUACUUCUGGGGACUCUGGGCAUUGAUUCAAGCAAAAUAUUCCAAAAUUGACUUUGACUUCUUGGGGUAUGCAAUUGUUCGGCUCAACCAAUACUUUAAAAUGAAGCCGGAGGUGAUGGGGCUGGCUCUUCCUGAAUAACCAAAGAAGAUGGCAGACGGUUCUCCAUGGAUCUGUUGGCCACUUCCCUGGACUCUGCUGGGACCACACCACCAAAGAAGGCUCUGGACAGCGGGAUUUCCAUUAAUGCCUUUUUUGUCAAAGCCUUUAAUUUUCACCUAAUGAGAUGACUGGACACUUUAUUUUGUUUUUUAAUUUUAAUAUUUUAAUUCUUAUUUAUGGCGUUACUUGAUUUGUGUUUUUUGAAGCUGCCCCAUGCCCAGGACUGAUGUUCAUGCUUCAUAUACUGUCAGUGUUGUCCCUGGGGAAUCGCUUGUGGAUUCCUCCUCCUGCAUUUCACCCACUGGAUUCUGCAUAUGGGGCCCCUUGUUUACUCUCUACAUGUAAAAUGUGAAUGUAUGUUGGAAUGAUGGUACAUCCCAUCCCAGUAACUGGAAGUAUUCAGUACCUCAUUAUCUUUGUGGGUCAGCAGCCUGUACUGUGGCACAGCAGCAAAGCGAGAUGUAAUUUGGCCGCUGAAUUACAGUUCGAAUUGACGCACUUUACAGACAUAAGUGCCUACUGGUCUUAGUGUCUGUUCAUCAGUCUCGUCUGGCCGCCUAUAGGUGGCGCUGUGAGAGUGACAAAUGCAUUGUAUAUAUGUAAUAUAGGGCCAGGGGCCUAGUAGGACUCUAAUAGUUGUGUGUCUGGAUGUCGUCAUCAUGAAUCUUGUGCAUUUCUGCUGAUCGCCUCAUGGCCAGCAAUUGUUCAGUAAGCAGGCUAGGCCAAAAAUGCCUGCCCUUUAUACCCGCGCCCCGAUCGGUGUGUGAGAUGUUUAUACUGACAUGAUACUAUACACAGAGCUGUGUAUAUUGGUGGGGCUACAUGGGUAGUACUGUCACUUGUGACAUUAUUCGCCACCUCUUCCUUUAUGGAAGCGUCCAGCAAAGCAGCAGGUUUCCCAGAUUUCUUCUACUUUGAUUGUAGAGCAUGGAGUUUCUCAGUGGCUGAUGGUGUGGGUUGCACAGGAUGAAAAAUUUGGGAAAGCUUGACUUUACAGAGGGUCGUUCAGCUUUCCCAAGCUCAUUUUUGUGCAUUGUUGCUCCAGCAGUGUAACGAGUUUCUCUGUUUGGGAUCCAGCUUUUCCGGACUCUUAGAUGCUCUGGAGCUGUGAUGGUAGUCAUAUUGACUGUAAAGCUGCAGUGGAUUAACCUUUGAUGCACAACGGUUAUACUUCGCAGUAGUUGGCUGCGGGAAUGUGCUGUCGUCUCAUGGCAGCAGUUGGCAUGUAGCCCACACGCUUACAUGGGGCAAUGUAGGGAACCACACUGCUAAAACUGUUGCACUAGAGCACUUUUUUGCAUUUAAAAGGUUGAACACAAGAGACCUGUUUGAUACCAUUCUUGCAUGCAGUGGUGAGGACGGUGCGGCGCUGUGUUAGUACCCUGGCUCGUCUUUCCUCCUGUUUUUUUACUGUAGUCGGGGAUCUUAUUGCCUUUUCAGUGUCUCAAUGAAGGUUGAAAUAUGACAUUAUGGACAAAACGGGUGCGAUACGUUUGGUGCUGCCGCAUGUAGCAUAUUGUACAUACAGAGCCAGUGUAAAUGACACUUUGUAAAUUGUAGAUGGAUGAUUUGUCACUGCUGCUUUGUAACUCCUGCCCUUUUGUAACUCUUCCCUUCUGUCAUCGUCUGCACUCGCUACAGGAACCGUGGCUGAACCAGUUGGAUCUUUUGGAAAUGUAUUUUUCCCUAGAUGUAAGCACUUUACUUAUUGUACAUGGCAAUAAGUGACAGCAGCACUGUUCCUGCACUGCAGAUCGGCUGCAAAUAGAACUGUGAAAUCUAUACAACUUCUGAGUGGUCCAUAAUAAAGAGCAACCCUGUUCAUUAC
Bufo bufo (common toad) is the source of this 3171-nucleotide messenger RNA. It is a transcript of the gene ETNK1, whose product is annotated as ethanolamine kinase 1. The record is from RefSeq and is a predicted model, not a curated record. Gene Ontology annotation, biological process: phosphatidylethanolamine biosynthetic process. NCBI's taxonomy places the organism in Eukaryota, Metazoa, Chordata, Amphibia, Anura, Bufonidae. The transcript is spliced from 8 exons. Gene Ontology annotation, molecular function: ethanolamine kinase activity. The coding region runs from base 240 to 1322 and encodes 360 amino acids. Gene Ontology annotation, cellular component: cytoplasm.